AAAGACGAGCAUCGAAAACGAAAAAGUAAACAUUGCAGUAGUGUCGAUAACAUUGAAUUUUAGUUGUGUGAAGUUGUUUUGUAUUUAAGUCGGUAACGAAGAUUUUGUAGAAUAAUUUAUCAUUAUCAAUGUAGAAUAUAUCUUCGGGUCGUUAGCGAAAGCUAAUGAUCAUUAAUUUUAAAAUUAAAAAAGCUUUCUGAGUAAUGACAGUAACAGAGAGAAUUAAGCAGCUCAGAAAUGUCUUGUUCAGCGGAUAGUGAUCUGUGCAAACAAUUGUCACAACACAUUGAGAAACUUACUCAUUCUGGUAAAAAUUCUCUCGAAGAAAAACUUUUAAAAGAAGUGAAAAAUAUAUGCAAAUUGUCCGACAAUUACGUGGAACAUGCAUACCACCACGUCAUGCACCAUCUGGGGAAAAACCACGCUGAAGUACGCUUCAGCGCCUUCCAACUGUGCAGUGAGCUUUUCCAGCGGUCUCACGCGUUCCGCGAGCAGCUGCUUCCGAACCUGCGGCAGCUCUUUGAGAUGACGGUGGAGUCGUGCCCUGACCGGCCCCUCCCGCCUCCGAGGCCGGUCGCGCUGAAGCUCAAGCGCCUGGCCUUGCACACCGUGCUCGAGUGGAACAAGACAUUCGGGAGGAAGUACAAAGAGUUGCAGUUGGGCUACAACUUCCUCGCGCAUCGUAAAAGGGUGGAUUUUGCUUCCUUGGAGUUGGAAUCUUCUGCUGAAAGAGCAAGGCAGCAGGGACUUGAGAGAAGAAAAAACUUAAUUAAUGAGUCAAAUAUUAAGAAAGUUAGGUUGGAAAUUAAAGAACUGGAGUCUGAAAUUUCAGCUUCUGCAGCCGCCCUUGAUAAUUGCAUAUCGUUGUUACUGCCGCCUCCAGACGAGUUCUUUGUCCACGAAGAAGAGAGUGUACCGUGUUCAGACAACGUGUCUGCAGAUACCAACCUUUCAGAUGGUUUUAGCAGACCUGAUAUCGAACACCCUAGUGUUCCUACCGUGCCCGAAGGUCCGACUUGUAACGAAAGCGACGGUUUUGAAAGUGGCAGUGACGAUCCAGAAGUCGACGACAGGGGAGAGGAUGAGGAAAUUGAUUUGAGAAGCCACGGAAUGUUCAACACAAAUUUCAACAUUGAAAUAAAGCUUCACCCAGGCUUAGGUGAUGCAAAUCAAAUAAACGUGACAGAUGAGAAUGCAGUUAUUGUUGAAAAUGCCAGAGAUCACUUUACACUCAUCAACAAACGCUACUUACCCUGUGUUAAGAAGUGGAUUCUCAUCCUCACUAAAUCGUCAGGGACACCUGAAGACAUAAGAAAAGUAACUGAUAUAAAGCAGUCCUUAGAAGCAGUAAUAUCAAAAUUCUUGAAACUUAAUCUUCAAAAAUCUGGCCAGAUUGUCAGUGAUGAUUCCUCGGACAGCGACUUUGAAGACGUUGAAGAGAAAGUUGGCUUUGAAGAAACUGCCAAGGAACCGCCUUUGCCGGCACCGGAAUCACCUUCUUUGACAAAGACCAGCAAGAAACUUGAAACACCAGAGUGGAAUAUUCUGCCCAAAGAAAAUGAAAAAGAGGACCCAACCACUGCCCAGUCCACGAUAUCAAAGCUACUGGCCGCCAAGCCAUCGGGUUCAUCGGCAAACUCAGAUGGGAAGGGCGCGGAAGAACACGAUCCCCACGGCAGCUUGUCAGCGAGGAGCGACGGUGGUCCUGGAAACAAAGCGGGUUGCCAGCAAGAAUCUCGGCCGUCUACAUCGCAGACAGAUGAGGGAGGAAGGAAAGCCAAACUGCUGGCCAUCGCGCCGAAGUUGCCGUACGACAUUGACCUGUACCACUGGGAGGACGAGAAGCUGACCGCACCCACCAUGCUUGCGGUCAAGGCUGAGAACUCUAGGUUCUGGUCGUCGACGAACAUAGAUGAAAUGGAAGAAAUUCCAAAUCCGGAAGGGUCUUCCUGUCUGCGCACCCGUGUCAUUGAGUUCACGGGUAAAUUUGAGCCCGUCAAAAGAGCCUGUCGUGCUCCGCUGGGGAACGGAAAACUCUGCCCUCGCCACGACAGGUACAAGUGUCCGUUCCACGGCCCAGUUGUCCCGAGAGACGAGACGGGCAACUGUGUGGAUCCAGGAGACGAGAAGCAGCCGGCGAAGGCGUCGGGAAGCGAGGCUAGCUCGGGAGACAGGGCGCAAGAGAUCCCGGACUGGCAAGACCCCCAGUUGCUGGCGGACAUCAAGGCUGCAACAGGAAUUGAUUUGAAAAUGCCGGAAAAAAGGAAAGGAAAGAAAAAGAAGCAGAAGAAACCCAAAGAAAAGAAACACCCUGGUCUUACCGAUAUCAAAGUUAGACAGAAUACAGCAUUCAACCGUUUGUCAAAAAUUGUAUUUAAAAAGUCAGCCAUGAAAAGAGUAGCAUCUGCGCUGGACAAACAAGAUCGUAAGAAAUUCCGUGACAAGUAUGGAGACCAGUUCAAUUACAUGCAUUAACCUGCAUAAUAAGUGGCUUUGAAUCCAACCAAAAGUCAAAAAAAAUUAUUUGUGUGGUUAAGUAUCCCUCUUAAUACAGCUGCAGACAUUACAGCGGUUACUUUAAAAAAUAGUCUGACCACAAUAAUAAAUUAUAGUUUUAAUAAUUUACAUUUAAGCAGUGCUAAAAUGAAAAAAAAAAAAAAAAAAAUUGGUUGUCUGUAAAUUCGGUUUACGGACAAUAGUUUAACGUGAUGUCAUAAUAAAACAUUGACGAAAUGAUUGCAUACUUUUAUGAAUAAAAUUGAAUCAUUUUUAUUUAAAUAAUAAAAGAAUAAAUACUUCAAAUUAUACUAGUAAUCAGAUUUUUAAAAUGCAAGAAUAAUUAACCUUUAUUGCCGAAAUUGUUGUAAUAAGCAAUGAAAACCACAUUAAUUUUUCACUUCACUUUAUAACCAGUCGACUAAACAGUUUGUGUGUAAAUGUAAGUCGUGUGCUGCCGCUGUCUUUCUCCUCCUCGGAUGCAUAGGCCAAUCGAGUGGGAGAGAGAUAGAUGCGGCGCAAGCGUACAGUGAGUGUAACGGGACACAGUGUAACAAGACAAUGUGCGUAAUGGGACACUUGUUUGUGCGUGCAGCUGGCAUUCAUUGAUUUAUUAGACGUCACGUCAAAAAAAGUUUGUAUCUUUCUUUUUUGAUCACACCUCUGAAUUGCAUCGAUGCUAACAGUAAACUUAAGAUCUGUAAUAAAAAUACUUACUACACACAAACAUUUUUAGCGAACAAUUAAUUUACAGAUGCUUUGUACUCAACUUUGUGAGAAGGAAUGGUCACCCCAUGACAAUGGGAGAAAAAAUAUUGUAUUGUUUUAAUUUUUUAAUGACAAAUGUUUAUAUUGAAUUUAUAUAAUUUAUUUGUUUGAAUAAAUUUUGGAGAUACUUUUA
Messenger RNA from Bacillus rossius redtenbacheri, 3397 nucleotides. RefSeq names its product UV-stimulated scaffold protein A-like. Gene Ontology annotation, cellular component: chromosome. The transcript has 12 exons. The coding region runs from base 238 to 2475 and encodes 745 amino acids. Gene Ontology annotation, molecular function: RNA polymerase II complex binding. NCBI's taxonomy places the organism in Eukaryota, Metazoa, Arthropoda, Insecta, Phasmatodea, Bacillidae. The record is from RefSeq and is a predicted model, not a curated record. Gene Ontology annotation, biological process: response to UV; transcription-coupled nucleotide-excision repair.